Anneissia japonica is the source of this 4368-nucleotide messenger RNA. Its product is annotated as collagen alpha-5(IV) chain-like. Bases 4 to 3408 code for a protein of 1134 amino acids. The record is from RefSeq and is a predicted model, not a curated record. The transcript is spliced from 4 exons. NCBI's taxonomy places the organism in Eukaryota, Metazoa, Echinodermata, Crinoidea, Comatulida, Comatulidae. Gene Ontology annotation, molecular function: protein binding.
AAGAUGUUGCUAAACAUCAUGAUUGUCCUGGCAACUAUUUCAAACUCAUUUGCGCAAACACUUGCUGAGAACCUUUGCAAAGACUGCUGCACUGCACUCCCUGGUAACCCUGGCAACCCUGGUAACCCAGGCAAUCCUGGUAAUACAGGUAAUCCUGGCCCAAAAGGUGACAGAGGCUCUGAUGGAUUUGAUGGAAUCACAGGCCAGAAAGGCGAGUCUGGUGUUCAAGGUCCACCUGGAAUCAAAGGCUUGGUGGGGCCUCCUGGAGAAACAGGUAAUAUUGGGCUUCCAGGAGAAACAGGGCCUCAAGGGCCCAAAGGUGAUCCAUGGUUUCCCACUGAAGGAUUUCUGGGUGAAAAGGGGCAGAAAGGUGACAGAGGAUUCAAAGGUACUAGCGGGUUUCCAGGACGAAAUGGGUUUAAAGGUGAGCAAGGACGAUCGGGACCAAAAGGUGAGCGAGGGCCUCCAGGUAAAACAGAGCUUCCAAGCAUUCUAGAAGCAUUCAAAGGAGAAAAAGGAGGCAGAGGUUUUCCAGGAAUUAAAGGUGAAAUGGGAUAUCCAGGACGGGAUGGGAUGAAAGGUAACAUAGGGCUUCCAGGGCUUAACGCGAAUGGGCUUCCAGGACCGAAAGGUCACAGCGGAUAUCCAGGACCUCCAGGGCCAAAAGGAAAUAGAGGACCUCGAGGUUAUAAGGGACUACAAGGCUCUCCAGGACCCAGCAGCAGUGAGACACAACAAAUGUCAGCAUUCUCCGCUGAACACACCAAUGGGAGCACAAUACACACUGGUCCUAUAAAAUACAAUAACAUUCUAACAAAUGUUGGUGAGCACUACAAUGCUGCAACUGGCAAAUUUGUAUGCAAAAUCCCUGGCACGUAUGUAUUCAGUUUCAUAUCUCAGAUAACGGAUCAGAAUGUUCAUGUACGAACCAACAUCAUGAAGAAUGGUGAGAUGAUGACAGCUGGCAUUGGCCUAUCAGGAAAGCCCUACACUAAUGUUGUUGUUCUGAAUUUACAAUUCAAUGACAAAGUUUGGAUUGAGCCUCUGGCUGGGUUGGACGAGUAUCUUGAUUUUAAUUACUGUUCUUUCUCUGGUUUUCUGCUUUACUGCUUAUACAUAUAUUACAAUGAACAAAGAAAAUUCAAGAUGUUGCUAAAAAUCAUGAUUAUCCUGGCAACUAUUUCAUUUGAGCAAAUAUUUGCUGAGAACCUUUGCAAAGACUGCUGCACUGCACUCCCUGGUAACCCUGGCAACCCUGGUAACCCAGGCAAUCCUGGUAAUACAGGCAAUCCUGGUCAAAAAGGUGACAGAGGCUCUGAUGGACUUGAUGGGAUCCAAGGCCAGAAAGGAGAGCCUGGUGUUCAUGGUCCAUCUGGAAUCCAAGGCUUGAAGGGGCCCCCUGGAGUGCAAGGGCCAUGGGGGCUUUCAGGAAAGCAAGGGCCUCCAGGGCCAAAAGGUGAUUCAUGGUUUCCUACAGAGGCACAGAUAUCUUCAGGAUUUCUACAGAGUCGAGAUCGAACAUUUCCAGGUCAAAAAGGGCAGCAAGGUGAGAGAGGACUUGAAGGUUCUAGAGGAAUUCCAGGAGUACCAGGGCCUAAAGGUGAGCCAGGAGUACCAGGGCCUAAAGGUGAGCAAGGACUUCCAGGUCAAACAGAGCUUCCAGGCAUUCUAGAAGCCUUCAAAGGUCAAAAAGGAGACAGAGGGUUUACAGGGAUUCCAGGUGAAAUGGGUUUACCGGGACUGGGUGGAAUUAAAGGUGACAGAGGGCUUGUAGGGCUUAGCGGGUAUGGGCUUCCUGGUCCUAAAGGUGACAGAGGAUAUCCAGGACGUUCAGGAGGAACAGGGGCAAGAGGACCUCGAGGCUAUAAAGGGGUACAAGGUCCUCCAGGAUCCAGCCGCGGCGAGACACAACAAAAGUUGGCAUUCUCUGUUGAACACACCAAUGGGAGCACAAUACACACUGGUCCCAUAAAAUACAAUAACAUUCUAACAAAUGUUGGUGAGCACUACAAUGCUGCAACUGGCAAAUUUGUAUGCAAAAUCCCUGGCACGUAUGUAUUCAGUUUCAUAUCGCAGAUAACAGAUCAGAAUGUUCACAUACAAAGCAAUAUCAUGAAGAAUGGUGAGAUGAUGACAGCUGGACUGGGCCAAUCAGGAGAACCCUACACUAAUGUUGUUGUCCUGAAUUUACAAUUUAAUGACGAAGUUUGGAUUGAGCCUCUGGCUGGGUUGGAUGAAUUCAUGAUGUUGCUAAAUAUCAUGGUUAUCAUGGCAAUGAUGUCAAACUUGUAUGUAACUGCUGUUGACACAGACUGCAGCACUCCAACCUAUGGUAACCCAGGCAACCCCGGCAAUCCUGGUAUUCCAGGCAACCCUGGUAAUACAGGUAAUCCUGGUCAAAAAGGUGACAUAGGAUUUGAUGGACGUGAUGGGAUCAAAGGCGAGAAGGGAGAGCCCGGAAUUCAAGGCGUAAUUGGAGAGACAGGUCUAGCGGGGCGUCCAGGGGCGGAUGGCCCAAAGGGGAUUUCAGGUGAAAUGGGGCCUAAAGGGCCUCCUGGUGACCGAUUGUGGCCUCGACCUGAGAUGUCUUCUGUUCGAGUGAUUCAAGGUGAAAAGGGAAAGAGAGGGCAGAGAGGAAUGCAAGGUAAUCCGGGUUUUCCCGGAUUUACAGGGAUAAAAGGCGAUCCAGGCUCCCAAGGGCUUCCAGGUGACCGGGGACUUCCAGGUAAGCUAGAACUUUCAGAGAUAGAGCUGUCAGCAAUCAAAGAAGGGGGUUUAUUGAAAGGUGUAAAAGGAGAGCCUGGGCCAAUAGGUUUUCCAGGAGUUCCAGGUCGACCAGGGAUAACCGGCCUUCCUGGAUCUCGAGGUGACAGAGGGUUUCCAGGGCUUGGUGAGAGUGGGCGUAAAGGAUUUAAAGGUGAUUACGGACGUCCCGGACCUAAAGGUGACCCAGGCGCAAGAGGGCGUCAAGGCCACAAAGGAAAUCAAGGCCCUCCAGGACCUAAAGGCAGCAGUGAGACACAAAAGAUGUCAGCAUUCACCGUUGAACACACCAAUGGAAGUACAAUAACUGCUGGUCCAAUCAAAUUCAAUAGAGUUAUAACAAAUGUUGGCUUUCACUAUAACGUUGCCACAGGCAAAUUUGUAUGCAAAAUUCCUGGCACGUAUGUAUUCAGUUUCAUACCUCAGACAACAGAUCGGAAUGUUGAAGUACCGACAAACAUCAUGAAGAAUGGUGAAAAAAUAUCAGCUGGUCUGGACCAAUCAGGGGAGAAGUCCUUCACUAAUAUUUUUGUCCUGGAUUUACAACUCGCAGACCAAGUUUGGAUUGAGCCUCAGACCGUGCUAAAUAAUUUACUCGAGGUUAAUUACUGUUAUUUCUCUGGUUUUCUGCUGUAUGCAUCUUAAAUAUAUACUGUCAGUCUGCGGUGAGAUAAUUAACAAAAAACUCAAUGUUUCCAUUGGUUGAAUUUAACAUUUAAUUAUUACAGCAGUUUAAUGUUUUUAUUAAAUGUUAAAAGGUAUGUUACAAAUACUACUGCAGACAGUACACCUUCUUAAUGAAAAAAAAAUCAUAUAUACAUGAUGAUUAUUAGUAUUACUAUAAAAACAUAGAUUUAUUAUAAAUAUAUUAGAAUGCUUCUCCCAUGCAUGUUAUUAUAAUUGGCUUGCAAAAUGGCCAUUCCAAAUUCACAAUAUUACAUACUAAAGCAUGCAUACAAAUAUUGGAUGAGUGAAAUUUUGGGUGCACGAAACUCUCUUGGCUUUAUUUUAACAUGUGCAAAUAUAUGCGUUAUGUUUAUAUCUUUUUGACUAUGAGGUGGAUGUUAUAAGUGGUCUACAGACAACUGUAAACCUUUCAAGGUUGAACCCACUAUUAAAUAACACAAAUCAAAAGUGAUGUUGUCUGUCUAUGAGUGAGAUACUCACCAGGAUGAACCGAUAUAUGCCAAUUCAUUUUACAAAUUUCCCUAAAAAAUAAUGGAACUGUCCAACCCACAUUUACCAAUGAGAGUUUAACUUGAAAGCCAUUGUGUUGCUUUGAAAAACUGAAUAAUUAAAAUUGGCAUAUAUCAGUUCAAUCUGGUAAGUAUUUACAAAAUAGAUACAGAAAAACAAAGUCUAUGCCUCAGAACUUAAUUUUUGUCAAGUAUACUGUAGUUUAGAAAAGAGUUUACGUGCAAAUGUGACAAAUAUCAACUACCAAUUUUAUUAAUGAUAUAUAGACAGCAAUCUGUUUGUGGUCUUUGUAAAACAGGUCUUACAGGGGUGAUUAAUUACUGCCUGUGUAAUAUAGCUGGCUAUAAUCAACCUAUACAGUAGCGUAUCUAGUGGGUGGCAUGGGCCACUCAUAUACUCAUGUGCCCC